This is a messenger RNA of Eucalyptus grandis, 1991 nucleotides long. Its product is annotated as BTB/POZ domain-containing protein At3g05675. NCBI's taxonomy places the organism in Eukaryota, Viridiplantae, Streptophyta, Magnoliopsida, Myrtales, Myrtaceae. The transcript has 3 exons. The record is from RefSeq and is a predicted model, not a curated record. The coding region runs from base 370 to 1689 and encodes 439 amino acids.
AACUUCACAAAAAAAUUCCCACCACCACACAGCCCGACCAGUAAGCUAAGCCGAUUCGCGAAAGCUUAAUAAUAAUCCGCCAUGGAUGCGCAGAUCGAGCUCCCGUACUCUGCACUUCCCUUCUUCUCCUUCUCCUUCUUCUCCUCUCGAUCUCCCAUGGCGGAUUCCGAACCUCCUCUUCUCCGCCCCGAAUCCGGACAUCCCUCGCCUCCGCCCCGCCUUCUCUGAUUCGAUUCCGCCCCCCGCGCCUCGGGGUUGGCUCGCUCGAGCGAAGGAGGACCAUGAGCCUCGCCCAUCGCGCCGCGAACGAGGUUGUCUAUUCUAAAAGAUGACUCCGACAAGCAAAACAUCUUAAGGCUCAUUACUCUAAUGGAGUCAACUGUUAAUGAAGAAAAGGCUCCUUGCCAUUUUGGUGAUCGGUCAAGCAGCGACACUGUUGUGAGGUUGCGAACAAGUGAUGGUCGAGAUGAUUGGUUGUACUGUCAUUCUCACAUUCUUAUAGAGAAGAGCAAAUAUUUUGCAGAUCGUCUCUCUGAGAAAUGGCCAACGUGUCAGAUCCUUGAUUCCCGCAACUGCGUUGAGGUAUACUGUCAAGAAUCAGAUUUUGACUCCCAUGUCAAUGUUCUACGCCUAUUUUAUGUUGAAGAAAGCUCAAGGGAUGAUAUUUGGCAUGGGGUUAGGAAUGCACUUGGCAUUCUUCGUGUGGCCGUGGAGCUUGAGUGCCUACAGAUCAUCACUGCUUGUGUUAACUACUUGGAAGCAGUCCCAUGGGAAGAGACUGAGGAGGAGGAGAUUCUUAAAACCAUACCAGGCAUGGGAUCACAAGUAUUGCCAAUUCUCUCCCGCCUCGAACCUGUCAAUCCAUCAGCUAUUAUGAGGAUUUUUCGUUCAGCUAUUCAACUAGCCACAUCAUCACCUCCUCAAGAUAUGAACGAUCUUAAAACUUCAGCUCAAGAGCAACUUGAGUACAUGCUUACUGAAGAUGAUGAUGAACCUCUACUAAAAGCUGAUGAUGAGAUAAGAUCUGAGGUAAAACAGUGCAUGAGUAGACUCUUUGCGAGAUUUAACAGCCUGCUAGAAUCUUUGUUUUGCGAGUCAUCGGAACUGGCCCCUGAGGCACUGCAUAUACUUCAGUUCUAUCUAUCCGAUUUAUCAUGGGCCUGUCAGAUAUUGACAAAGUUAGAGAUAAUGAGGGAUUUGGUUAUUUGUUGGAUGGAUGCAUCAGAUAAAGUUGUGAAGAUAGUUCAUCCAUCAAAUCCAGAACCAAAUAGUGAAACAAUCAAGACGACAGUGAAGAUUGUUGAAGUUGCGGCAAAGGUUUUAGAGUCAAUCGCAUAUGGAAAUGUCAUUUUACCAGCAUCAAAGAGGCUGCAUGCAGUCAAGGUCUGGCUUCCAUUUGUAAGAGUUGCCAAACCUGCCAUAGAUUCCACCACAUCCAGUGGUGACGACACUUUGGAACUUAAAGUGGAUGGUGAGCUGUGGCAAUCAUUGGAAUCAACCUUCGUUUCAUUGGUGCUUACAUUGCCAUCAGGAGAUCAAGCAGAAAUCUUGACUGAAUGGUUGGGAAAUAACUAUAUUCGGUAUCCUGAUCUAACUGAGGCAUUUGAAGUAUGGUGUUACCGGUCCAAGGUUGCGAAGAGAAGAUUAGCCAUUUUGGAUGGGAACCAUGGCGGAUCUAGCACUCCUUGAUCUUCCAUUAUCCACGUUACAGAUUUUUUGGCCGGCUGGUUGCAGAUAACCCUGAUUGUCAUGUAGUGACAGUUCUUGUAUGUGCAAAGUCAGCUUUUGCUUGUAAAUUGUUGUCCCCCGACAUGGUUGUAGUGAGAACUAGCUGUACAGUUGAUUGCCUAAUGGUUUGGCUUCAUUUUGUCAUUCUCAAUUCUCAGUAGUCUAGUCGUCAGGUAAUGUUUUGUCCAACAGCGAGAAAAGUAUUUCGUGCCACAGUUUCAGUGCUACUGCCCAAGAAGCAAAUCAAUCGGUUUUUUUGGAAA